CACUUGGCAAGUCUGUGUCUGGACCCUGGUCGGCUUCUCGCCCUCCUUCGUCCUCGACUGGCCCACGAUACCUUGCCCUGGACCCCAUUCUCCAUCCCCAAGGGUACCUCGGAUUCCUUCACCCUAGUCGGUGAUACGGGAACAGGCCGGCCAGAGUGGUUCUGUUUCCAGAUCCAGAUCCAGAUCCCUCCAAGUUCCCUAGGGUCGAUGCAUUGGUCCUUGGGAAGUUUUCUCUCCUGCUCACAAGUGCCUAUUUCCCCCUUGACUGGAAGACUCCGGUUCUGCCCGUGGGAAUUCUGCAGAGGAUAGCACCACUACACGGUUGAUCUGCCCUGUUAGCGGCUAUCUCCUACAGCCCUCCCCAGAUCAGCCCACAUUCUCAUCACUUCACAACCUGUUGUUUUUCUUCCUUUCUUUCUCUGCCUCUGUUCUUCCCCACACCUACCUUCUUUGGUGGUCAGCGCCUCUCACGUUCAUAGAGGCUAUCAUCACGAGAUCUUUACCCUGCAUCUGCACUGACAGGGUCACUGCAUAUGUGCCGUGCCAUCCAAUUUCUGUACUGGAAAACCGCUCAGAUAAAUUUUUUUCUUCUUCUAAACAGGCUUUCACCCGACCGAGCCCCAGUGUCCAAGGCAGGACGAACAGGAGGAGGAGGCCUUCCCGCGUCUCCCCACCACCCCAGGUGCCCAGCCGACCACUGGAACUGGGAGUCUCGUUGCCGCCCUCUCAACCGCCCCAGGCGUAACCCUGGUCUCCCCGCACCCCGCGCCUGUCUCCAUUGGGUCUGGGUCAUUAACGUCACGCCAGCCCGGUACAGCCCACCGGUCCAGGCUCAAUAAUAACAACGACAUACAACUCCCGGCGCCCGCAUCACAUGCCCCUCGUGGUGACCGUGUCCCUGCGUCUUUUCCUUCCUUCUCCUCUCCCCAACAAUACUUGAGGCACGGCACCUCACGCAUUGAUCCUGCAGCCGGUGCUCCUGCUACCCAAAGAAACCACAACCACAGAGACGGUCCAGCCGGUUCUCACAAAAUGAUCUUCACAGACCUGUACAAAUCUCCACGAUCACCCUUGUCCAGGUUACGGCACCCCAACCACCCAGCACUUGCGCCAGGCUCGGCCGACUUUGACCCUGACCUGGUCAGCAAGGACAAGUCACGACAGAAGGAGGCCGUCAAAAAACACCUGCAGACCAAGGUCCGAAAUGACUGGGCAUUCGACUGGCCCCCAGAGGAGCACGUGCAUGUACACGUACCUCCAACCCCAGAUGCUGGUCACGACGCACCAGAUGGGGAGGUCGAGGGAUACCUUGAGGUAGCCUCCUCUCAGGCCUCAGAAGACGCAAAUCACGAUGCACUGGAGGGGGACGACACUGCCUUGGACUCGGGCGAGGAGGCGGAUUCAGGCUCCGAUGCUGAAUCGGUCUACAGCAUCAUCUCAGAGGACCCGCUGCACUGGAGACCUCGGCUGGAAUGGGCCUCAGAGCUGUCCGAUGACGAGUUGCCCUACAACUCUCCUACAACCUUCAAAUUCGACACGCCUGACUCGAUCGGUCAGGCCGUGACUGCUUCCAAGAUCGCACGAAAGGCCAGAAGGCGGAAGGAUGUGCGCAAGGAGAUGGAAUGGAAUGACGGUUUAGCAUGUUUCGAGGCCCGGAGGAACGCCUGGACCGGAGCAAAGGUGGCCCGGGUCCGCCCAAAGCCAACAUCACCUACAUCCCCUCUAUCACCAAGGAGAGGCUUCUUUUGGCGAACGCAGACGCAGACCUCAUCCAAUGCCGGAACAUCGCCUCUGACGCCAACGCACUCACAGCCGGACGCUGGGCAACAGCUCCCAUCAGCCGGCGCAGACAGCGACAACUCCAUGCCACUGGAGAGCCUGUCACCAAAGACCUCGCUCAGCGACUCCCAGAAGGCUCCUGAGCUUCUCUGUGUGGAAACCAUGUUGCCUAUUCCACCGCCGCUCUUACCGCCCUCGAAUCCCAUGCGUGCUAGCAUCACACCCUCCCUCUACAAUUCCAUAUACGAGAAGGUUGUUGUGCACAGUCUGCAACCCUCGUGUCCCAUUAACCUCAGCGAUAUGGUACGGGCCUGCGUAGCUGGCUGGAAGCGAGAUGGCGAGUGGCCCCCGCGACCUGCUGCUCCCGAACCCGCCGCCGUUGUCGCCGUUAAACGAAAGAAGAGUACAGUCCAUGGACGUGGGCAUGAUGGAGACAAGGACAAGGAGAAAGUCAGACGAGAAAGCACCGCCGGUGGAGAUGAGGGAAGCGGAGGCUCAGGUACGGGCAAGGCACUCAGGAGAAGCCUGCAGAAGGUCUUGGGGAUUGGGCAUAGCCCCACGAUAACGACCAUGGGUGAUGGACAUGCUGGAGCUCAGCAGCACUAGGUCUCUGGCUAGGAUGUGCGAUAAUGAAGGGCAGUGUGGUCGGCCAGUCACGGAGCUGAAACAUCCUUUCUCUCUCGAGAAUUAUGGCAUGAUGAGCGGUGGAGGCACGAAGGUUUCUUACUGGAAAUACUUAUACCCUAAUUAGCUUUUGUUUGCUUAGCGGACGACUUGUCUGCUGCAGCUAGCAAGGUUUGUGCAUCCUUGCCACAUAUCCGAAAGACAAAUACCAAGUAUCCUUUACCUGCC
Cryphonectria parasitica EP155 is the source of this 2631-nucleotide messenger RNA. RefSeq lists its product as uncharacterized. The record is from RefSeq and is a predicted model, not a curated record. The transcript is spliced from 2 exons. NCBI's taxonomy places the organism in Eukaryota, Fungi, Ascomycota, Sordariomycetes, Diaporthales, Cryphonectriaceae. Bases 1033 to 2385 code for a protein of 450 amino acids.